AUGUUAAUUUUUCAAAAAGUUCGACGGAAAUUGCGGCACUUCUGGAAAAGGAGAAAAAGUAAAAAGGAUCGUUUACUGCUUUAUGAAUUACUCGUCUUGAUUGCCGUUUUCGUGCUGUUUAUCCAAAUGAAAUAUAGGAAUCGCUUUGAUGAUCGACAUCGGAUCACUGAGAUAAACCUACCCGAUCAUGGACAAAAGAGCAAUAGCGCUGCUAAAAUACCCAUCUUUGAAGGCCCCAAAAAUGCUCGUCAAGAGGCGGUUGUAAAAGCAUUUCAGCACGCGUGGGCAGGCUACAAAAAAUAUGCUUGGGGUCAAGAUGAGCUCCGACCAAUCUCGAAAAGUUACUCCACUUGGAUCGGUGCUGGAUUGACGCUCGUUGACGCAUUAGACACAGCAAUUAUCAUGGGACUUGAUCAAGAAGUACGGGAUGGAGCAGAAUGGAUUGAGAACUCGCUAACAUUUGAUAAAGAUCAUUCGACGAAUCUCUUCGAGACGACAAUUCGUUUUCUGGGUGGCCUUCUUUCGAGUUAUCACCUUACUGGGAAUCAGAUUUUUGCUAGAAAAGCUGAAGAUCUUGGAAGACGACUGUUGAAGACAUUCACUGGCUCAAAGUCGCCGAUUCCUUGGAGCAAUGUGAAUUUGAGAAGCGGCACCACCUCAAGUGUAUAUGACGAAGCAGUGAUGAGUCUUGCAGCCGUCGGUUCGCUACAACUUGAGUUUCGCGAGUUGAGCCGAAUAACCGGUGACAAAAGAUUUGAGAAAGCCGCUUUCCUAGCCAGCCAGCAGAUUCACGAGAAUGGAUGCAACGGAGGGCUAUGUCUGCAAUUCAUCGAUGUGCACACGGCUCAGUUUAGAGAUAAGGGAUUGAUCUCAUUUGGUGGUCGGUCAGACAGUUUCUACGAGUAUUUACUCAAACAGUGGAUCCAGACAGGGAAAAGGCUAGAUUGGCUAAUUUCUGACUACGAAGCUGCAAUGUCUUCGAUGGAGGAGAAAUUGCUGCGUUUGAGUGAACCAAGCAAAAUCCCCUUCGUUGGAGAACUUCACCCGCUCGGGAAAUUCUUCUUCGGCUCAUUUUUCUCCACAAGAAUGGAUCACCUCACUUGUUUUCUACCUGGGACACUUGCACUUGGCGUUGCACAUGGAAUGCCUAGCAGACAUCUCACCAUUGCUCAAGGAUUGGCUGAGGGUUGUCAUGCAAUGUAUCAAACGAAAACUGGUUUGGCGCCUGAGGCCAUCUAUUUCAAUAUGGAUCCGAAGAAGAUGGAUGACUUCUCUUGUGAGCCAUCCGACUCCCAUUCUCCACUCCGUCCUGAGGCGAUUGAGGCCUGGUUUUACAUGUACCGUUUGACUGGGAACACAACCUAUCAAAAGUGGGGCUGGGAGGUCUUUCAGGCAAUGGAAAAGCACGCAAAAUUGGACGUGGGAUAUGCAAGUGUGAGGAAUGUGAAAAGUCUUCCAGUGGAACACAAUGAUCUGAUGGAAUCAUUUUUCUUGGCUGAAACAUUGAAAUAUCUGUAUCUAUUGUUCGAUGAUGCGAGAGAACUCUUUCCAUUGGACCAAUGGGUGUUCAACACUGAAGCACAUCCACUUCCAAUACACUCAAGU
Mesorhabditis belari is the source of this 1605-nucleotide messenger RNA. Lineage: Eukaryota; Metazoa; Nematoda; Chromadorea; Rhabditida; Rhabditidae. The record is from the annotation of a GenBank genome assembly.